ACGAUUUUAACUGCAACAGUGUCAAUUCGAGGGAAAGCUUCAUCGGAUCCUGGAAUUUUGAGCUCCUAAAACAUCUUUCGUUUAAUUUGAAGCACCUGAAUUUGACUGAAUUGUGGAAAGAGGAUGAACAAGGUAACGAUACCAUGGACGAUAUCACAGUUGAUCAAUUACUUCCAGCCAAACCAAACUCAUCUAACGGACUGCGAUGCAUACUAUUUAGCGGCCUUACUUAUAUUCCUCAAUCUACUAAACAUCACCUACUUGCACAACUAUUUGUUGCAUCUGACUUCAAUGGGUAUCAGGAUACGCACAGCUUUCUGCGCUCUGAUCUACAGAAAGUGCUUGAGGUUGAGCCCUGAGUCACUGACCACGAUCACUACUGGAAACAUAGUGACUUUGAUGACGAAAGAUGUCGCUGCGUUCGAGACGAUGAUCAUGUAUGCGAAUGACGUUUGGAUUGGGUGCGUCCAAACGGUUGUGAUAUUUUAUUUGCUUUAUCGGAGAGUUGGAGUAGCAGCUUUUGUUGGAGUUGGACUGUUCUUGAUUAUGAUACCGAUUCAGAUUUACAUUGGCAAAGUUGUAUCCAAGUUACGUGUGGAAUCGGCAAAGAAUACUGACAAAAGACUACAAACUAUACGAGAUGCUGUUUCUUCAAUAAAAAUUAUAAAAAUGUAUAAUUGGGAGUCCAUAUUUGAAGAUAGGAUUUCACGUAAUAGGAGGAUCGAGAUAAACAGCCUAGUGAAGAUAUUCAUAAGAAAGGUAAUGAUCCUUCUCCUGGGCGCCUUGACCUCAAAACUAGCCUUCUUUGCCAUGGUAAUGAUGUACGUCUGGCUAGGCAACCCUAUUUCAGCAGAGCUGGUUUACUUUAUCCUCACUCUGCUGCAAAGAGUGAGACACGCUUUCAACGUGGUGAUUCCUAUGGGUAUCACUGAGUCCGCAGAGUUGUAUGCUUCAGCUAAGAGGAUAGAGGCUUUGCUCAAACGGAGAGUGUUACGAAGAAUGCCGAUGAAAAAACUGUUUUGAAGGAUAAUAUGUUAGGCUUCUUCAGUAUUGCUACAAGCUACUGUGGAUCCGGGUCACUAGCUAGUUCAGGAGUAAAUAAGGACAGGAAAAUACAUAAGAAAUACUGGUUUGCAUUUUGAUAAACGAAAAUGCUAAAGUAAACGUAAGAAAUACCACAGUAGAAAUACGGGGUCACACAGUUCUGAAAGGAAUCUCCUUCGAAGUAAACAAUGGGCUGACAAUUAUCUCAGGUCCAAUAGGCUCUGGCAAAACCACACUCCUAAGACUUCUGUUGAAUGACAUAAGUUGCAAGGAGGGCUCCGUGCUUGUAAAUGGCCGGGUAUCUUACGCUCCUCAGGAACCAUGGGUUUUUCCUUCUACUUUGAAACAAAACAUACUUUUGGGCGAGAAGUUUGAUAGAAACAGGUACGAGGAGGUAUUGAAAGUGUGCGCUCUUACUCUUGAUAGAGACAGACUUCCAGGAGGGGACGAUUUCAUGGUGAAGGAACAAGGAUCUAACAUCAGCAGUGGUCAAAAAGCAAGAAUCAGUUUGGCAAGAGCUGCAUAUAGGAAUUCAGAUGUAUACCUAUUAGAUGAUUGUCUAAGGUCUUUGGACAUACAUGUUCAGGAAUACGUGUUUAAAGAAUGCUUGCAAAGGUUUAUGACUGGGAAGAUUUGCAUUUUCGUCACCCAAAAUAACAACUUUUUUUAUAAGGCUGACGGGAUACUAUGGAUUGAAAAUGGUGUGGUGCAAAUGAAAUCUCGUGGGGUUAUUAAUGCUGAAAAACAACAUGUGAAGGAACCUGUGAUGGAAGAAAAAUGUGACGUGACACUUGGAGAUUAUGACGAGGCGGAUGAGUCCACUAAAUUAUUAGAUUCAAAACAGAAGCCUAACGUAUACUGCGAAGAAAAAAAGUCGGGGAAGGUAGAAAAAGCAGUUUAUAAGAAAUAUAUAAAACUUGGUGGAGGAUAUUUUCUUGGCGUAUUUAUUAUUUUAUUUUUCAUCGUAACGCACACAUGUAAAAGCUACUCGGAGAAGAUGGUAAGCAACUGGGUAAAUUUGGAAGAAAACAUUUCGCUUUACAAACAUGAGAACAUCAAAAUAUCAGAUGAUCUAAUGACACGCUACAAUUUUACUUUGAUACUCUAUUCUUGUUUGAUCCUGGGUACAGUGGUAUUGUCUGUGAUAACAGCUACUCUUCUGUUUAACUUUACAAGAACUGCCUCAAACAGACUUCAGAAUUUGAUGGUGAGAAGCAUAAUGGGUGCUUUAAUGUAUUUUCAUGAUGUGACGCCUAUAGGAAGCAUUAUCAAUAGAUUUUCUAAAGACUUGACAGUGAUAGAUGAGCAGCUGCCGUUUGUAGUUUAUGAUUUUUUAGAGAUUUUGUUCUCAUUCUGUGGUGUAGUCAUAUUGUUGGCAUGUGUGAAUCUCCUUUUCCUGAUACCAGUCUCAGUCAUUAUCAUCAUUAUGUAUUUAAUGAGAAAAAUUUACAUACCGAUUGGAAGGAAUUUACAGAGGAUGGAUGUAUCGUCAAGAAGUCCAAUGAUAGGAUACUUAAAUGCAUCUCUAGAAGGCCUGACGACAAUAAGAGCUUUCAGGGUAGAAGAUCUACUGACAAAGGAGUUUGACAGACAUCAAGAUCUUUACACAUCCGCCAACUAUACCUCGAAGUGUUGUGCUAGAGCUUUUGGUUAUUUCCUGGAUCUAUGGUGUUCUAUAUUCAUCGCUACCAUAGUUGCCAGAUUUGUCUUCCUGGAUCAUGAUAUCACUGUGGGUGAAAUUGGGUUGGCAAUUACGCAGGCUUAUACCUUGACAGGUUUCGUACAGUAUGGUAUUAGGCAAUGGGCCGAGAUAGAAAACAAAAUGACGUCAGUGGAAAGAGCACUGGAAUAUACCAAAGCAGAACAGGAGCGUAACGAUAUGGGAAUCUUGUCGUCGCUUAAUUGGCCAAUCAAAGGAAAGAUACAGUUUGUUGACGUCAGCUUGCGGUACUGCAGCACGGACAGCUAUUUGCUGAAGAAUUUGAAUUUUACGAUAAAUCCAGCGGAGAAGAUUGGGAUUGUUGGAAGAACAGGUGCUGGUAAAUCGACACUAAUUACCACGCUGUUCCGCUUAUAUGACCACGAGGGUGAAAUUCGUAUAGACGAUAUGGACAUCAAAUACCUCCAGUUAAAAACAAUUCGUCAAAAAAUCACCAUAAUACCACAGGAGCCAGUUCUAUUCACGGGUACCAUCAGAGAUAACUUAGAUCCAUUUGGAGAUUAUGAUGAUCACGAAAUUUGGAGUGCCAUAGAAAAAGCCGGACUUCGGAGUGCAGAAUCAGGGUCAAACAUAACAUCGCUAGAGAUAACUAUCGACGACGCCAAGUUAAGCAGUGCCCAAAAGCAGCUGCUUUCAAUAGCAAGAGCAGUGCUGCUCAAGAACAAAAUCGUGAUAUUCGAUGAACUAACUGCCAACAUGGAUGAAGUCACAGAGAAACUUGUCACAGACGUGGUGAAGGAGAACUUUAAGUCAUGCACCUUGCUGGUUGUGGCUCACAAGUUGGAGACCAUUGUAGGACUCGAUAAGGUGAUGGUGCUAGAGCACGGAGCUAUAGUGGAGUACAAUACUCCCGCAAUGCUCUUGGAGGAAAAGAAUGGAGUGUUCUAUAAUAUGGUGAAGAGCAGUGGGUUGCUGAAAUGAGAUAUUAUUGUAUCUUUGUAAAUAAAUAUAAAUUAAGGUAUACAUACUGUUUUAGUUGUAAUUGAAGACCUCGGUGCAAAAACAGCAAAGUCGC
Messenger RNA from Acanthoscelides obtectus, 3779 nucleotides. The record is from the annotation of a GenBank genome assembly. NCBI's taxonomy places the organism in Eukaryota, Metazoa, Arthropoda, Insecta, Coleoptera, Chrysomelidae.